This is a messenger RNA of Rattus norvegicus (Norway rat), 5739 nucleotides long. The record is from RefSeq and is a predicted model, not a curated record. Lineage: Eukaryota; Metazoa; Chordata; Mammalia; Rodentia; Muridae.
CUGGAGUGCAGUGAGUGCCUCAAGGUGUCAAAAUCAGACUGAGCUGGUUAGAGGCCAGCACGAACUCAUUUGUAUAAGAAGUUAUUAUCUCAGGCAAAAUUCUCAAUGCCCUUUGGACUUGUACAUUGUCGGCUGUACUUUAUACAAGUAUCCAGGUGUGGGCAGUGAUUCAGGGCUCGAGUGAUCUCUCUUACCGGCCCAAGGAUCCAAGGCAAUCAGUGCAAAACCUGGCCAGCAGCCCGAGUGAGUAGGAGCCAUGUGACUCUGGUGAGUUGGAGUGUGCAGUUGCCUCCUGCUUCAGAGCUACCUGAUCCGAAUACUAAGCAGAGCGAGUGCCGGGCUGAGUGGAAGACACCGAAGACACUGCAGAGCAAGGUGCUUUUUCCAGAGGUGUUACAGAACAUGGAGAUUAAAGACCAGGGAGCCCAAAUGGAGCCGCUGCUGCCAACGAGAAAUGAUGAAGAAGCCGUUGUGGAUAGAGGUGGAACACGUUCUAUUCUCAAAACACAUUUUGAAAAAGAAGAUUUAGAAGGUCAUCGAACAUUAUUUAUUGGAGUUCAUGUGCCGCUUGGUGGAAGAAAGAGCCAUCGUCGUCACAGGCAUCGAGGCCAUAAGCACAGAAAGCGGGACAGAGAGAGAGAUUCAGGACUAGAGGAUGGAGGAGAGUCACCUUCUUUUGAUACCCCAUCACAGAGGGUGCAGUUUAUUCUUGGAACUGAGGACGAUGAUGAGGAGCACAUUCCUCAUGACCUUUUCACAGAACUGGAUGAAAUUUGCUGGCGUGAAGGGGAAGAUGCCGAGUGGCGAGAAACAGCCAGGUGGUUAAAAUUUGAAGAAGAUGUGGAAGAUGGAGGAGAAAGAUGGAGUAAACCCUACGUGGCUACACUUUCGUUGCACAGCUUGUUUGAGUUGAGAAGCUGCAUUCUGAACGGAACUGUGCUACUGGACAUGCAUGCCAACACUUUAGAGGAGAUCGCAGAUAUGGUCCUUGACCAGCAGGUCAGCUCAGGCCAGCUGAAUGAGGAUGUACGCCACAGGGUCCAUGAAGCCCUGAUGAAGCAGCAUCAUCACCAGAGUCAGAAAAAGCUCACUAACAGGAUUCCUAUCGUCCGAUCUUUUGCUGAUAUUGGCAAGAAACAAUCAGAGCCAAAUUCCAUGGAUAAAAAUGCAGGUCAGGUCGUUUCUCCUCAGUCUGCUCCAGCCUGUGCUGAAAAUAAAAAUGACGUCAGCAGGGAAAACAGCACCGUAGACUUCAGCAAGGGACUGGGAGGCCAGCAAAAAGGGCAUACUAGUCCAUGUGGGAUGAAACAAAGGCUUGACAAAGGACCACCACACCAGCAGGAGAGAGAGGUUGAUCUUCAUUUUAUGAAAAAGAUUCCUCCGGGUGCUGAGGCUUCAAACAUCUUGGUAGGAGAACUGGAGUUUCUAGACAGAACUGUGGUUGCUUUUGUCAGGUUGUCUCCAGCCGUCUUGCUCCAAGGACUGGCUGAAGUUCCAAUCCCAAGCAGAUUUCUGUUUAUCCUUCUGGGACCACUGGGAAAGGGUCAACAGUACCAUGAGAUUGGCAGAUCGAUUGCAACCUUAAUGACUGAUGAGGUGUUUCAUGAUGUUGCUUAUAAAGCUAAAGACCGCAAUGACUUGGUGUCAGGAAUUGAUGAGUUUCUGGAUCAGGUUACCGUUCUUCCUCCUGGAGAAUGGGACCCAAGCAUACGAAUAGAACCUCCCAAAAAUGUUCCUUCCCAGGAGAAGAGGAAGACUCCUUCUCUACCAAAUGGAACAGCGGCUCAUGGCGGACCUGAGCAACAUGGAGGACACAGUGGACCUGAGCUCCAGCGGACUGGGAGGAUUUUUGGGGGACUUAUAUUAGAUAUCAAAAGGAAGGCUCCGUUCUUCUGGAGUGACUUCAGGGAUGCUUUCAGCCUGCAGUGCUUAGCAUCAUUCCUGUUUCUCUACUGUGCAUGUAUGUCUCCUGUCAUCACAUUUGGAGGACUGCUGGGAGAAGCCACCGAAGGUCGUAUAAGUGCAAUCGAAUCACUCUUUGGAGCAUCUAUGACCGGGAUAGCCUAUUCUCUUUUUGGUGGACAGCCCCUGACCAUAUUAGGCAGUACGGGACCUGUUCUGGUGUUUGAAAAGAUCUUGUUUAAAUUCUGCAAAGAAUAUGGGCUGUCAUACUUGUCCUUACGGGCCAGCAUUGGGCUCUGGACUGCAACACUGUGCAUCAUACUCGUGGCCACUGAUGCGAGUUCCCUUGUCUGCUAUAUCACCCGGUUCACUGAAGAAGCAUUUGCUUCUCUCAUUUGCAUCAUUUUUAUCUAUGAAGCCCUGGAGAAGUUGUUUGAGCUCAGUGAAUCCUAUCCAAUCAAUAUGCACAACGACUUGGAACUGCUGACACAGUACUCGUGUAACUGUAUGGAGCCACACAGUCCCAGCAAUGACACACUGAAGGAGUGGCGCGAGUCCAACAUUUCUGCCUCUGACAUAAUUUGGGGGAACCUAACUGUGUCAGAGUGCAGAUCACUCCACGGGGAAUAUGUCGGGCGAGCCUGUGGCCAUGGCCACCCGUAUGUGCCGGACGUUCUCUUCUGGUCAGUGAUCCUGUUCUUCUCCACAGUUACUAUGUCAGCCACCCUGAAGCAGUUCAAGACCAGCCGGUAUUUCCCCACUAAGGUUCGAUCCAUAGUGAGUGAUUUUGCGGUUUUUCUUACAAUUCUGUGUAUGGUUUUAAUUGACUAUGCCAUUGGGAUCCCAUCGCCAAAACUACAAGUACCAAGUGUUUUCAAGCCCACCAGAGACGACCGUGGCUGGUUUGUUACACCUUUAGGUCCAAACCCAUGGUGGACAAUCAUUGCUGCCAUCAUUCCAGCAUUACUCUGUACUAUUCUGAUUUUCAUGGACCAGCAGAUUACAGCUGUUAUCAUCAACAGGAAGGAGCACAAGCUAAAGAAAGGUUGUGGCUAUCACCUGGACCUGUUGAUGGUGGCAGUCAUGCUGGGGGUAUGCUCCAUUAUGGGCCUGCCAUGGUUCGUGGCAGCCACUGUCCUCUCCAUCACUCAUGUGAACAGCCUCAAGCUGGAAUCUGAGUGCUCUGCUCCAGGAGAACAACCCAAAUUUCUCGGCAUUAGGGAACAGAGGGUCACUGGGCUCAUGAUUUUCAUCCUUAUGGGUUCAUCAGUUUUUAUGACCAGCAUUCUGAAGUUUAUCCCCAUGCCAGUGUUAUAUGGAGUGUUUCUUUACAUGGGCGCCUCGUCUCUGAAGGGAAUUCAGUUGUUUGAUAGAAUAAAACUCUUCUGGAUGCCAGCCAAACACCAACCAGAUUUCAUCUAUCUAAGGCAUGUACCUCUCCGAAAAGUCCAUCUCUUCACAGUCAUUCAGAUGAGUUGUCUCGGCCUUCUGUGGAUAAUCAAAGUUUCGAGAGCUGCUAUUGUCUUUCCUAUGAUGGUGUUGGCACUGGUAUUUGUGAGAAAGUUGAUGGACUUCUUGUUUACCAAACGGGAACUUAGCUGGCUCGAUGAUUUAAUGCCUGAGAGCAAAAAAAAGAAACUGGAAGAUGCUGAGAAAGAAGAAGAACAAAGUAUGCUAGCCAUGGAGGACGAGGGCACAGUACAACUCCCACUGGAGGGACACUACAGAGACGACCCAUCUGUGAUCAAUAUUUCUGAUGAAAUGUCAAAGACUGCCAUGUGGGGGAACCUUCUAGUCACUGCUGACAACUCAAAAGAAAAGGAGUCACGCUUUCCUUCUAAAAGCAUUGAAAGCCGAAAGGAGAAGAAAGCUGACUCAGGGAAAGGCGUUGACAGGGAGACUUGUCUAUGACUUGAUCUUCAAUUUAUUUUUUACAUAUAUAUGAGAAGAGUGUCACAAUUAUUAAUAAAACUGCUUUGAUCAUGUCAUUGUAAGCCCUGUCUCCCAUCCCAAAUCCACCUUCAUAAGUAAGUAGUGCCACCCUUCGUUCUGUUUGUGUUCAGCCUCUGAGCAGGUCAACACCCUUGUGAGCAGAUCCAUAGCUAAGGCAGGAGUCUCCAUGUUACUGCCGUAGGACAUCCGCCAACACACAGUUCUCAUUGUUGGCAUUAGGAGAGCAAAGCUUUCUUUAAAAUAUAAGUCAUAUUUGCCUAGUUUGUAUUUUCCUACCUUAGUAACCUGAAGAUGCCUGAUAAUUUUAUUCAGAAGAGUUUUGAAAGGUCGUAUUACUUUUUCAUUUUUAUGGCUUAGCAUUCGUGACUGGUUUUGAAAGACCCAAAUAAAAAUGUUAGCAUUUUUAAUAAUUGUAUUUAUGUAUUCCUUGACUUAAUAUGAUACAUUUAAUACUUAAUAUUUAACUAUUACUUCAAGUCAUUUGAGAAAGAGAUCUGUUCAUACCUUCUUAAAAGACAUACUGCAAAGAGUUAAGUAGUGUUUACUUAGAAUUCAAGUUGUAACCACGUACUAGGCUUGUAUUAAAUGCUUUAGAGAUAUUUGAAGAGUUUUGUGGGGUUUUUCAUUUUAAAUCUUUACCAGAAAUGUGCUACUGAAUCUCUCUCCCAUUGACAACAGUUGCUUCUGGAAUACCCCUAUGACAUACAUUCUUACUGAUUGCCACAUGGUGCAGCAUUGUACAUGAGAUACCAGCCCUGGCAGAGCUGUUCUGCUGACCUGGUCAUGUGCUGCUAAGUUUUGGCUCCUAUCAUGUUGUCAUGUUAGACCAACAGGUCUCCAGCUGUAUUUGUUUUUUACAAAGCUCUUUUCCACAUUUAACUAAAUGCAUGUUGUGGAAAAAUAGCCUUUGAACUAAAACUUCAGAUUCUGUUAGAGACGGUUAUGUAAAUAUUUCAGUCCAUAUGAAACAGUCCAACUUUACUAAGCUUAUUGAAACAGGAAGGAAGUUAUGGAUUUUUGAGUAUUACUAAAUAUAAACUUCAUUUAAUUUUAGAUAAAUGUGAUUUAAUAAAAAAUGAAAUAUUAUAGGGCUCUUAGUUCCUACAAAUUGUCAAUAAUUGAUAAUUAUUAUAAUCUUUCAAUGUCCCAAUUUAGAAAAAUUCAGAGCCUUUUGGAUUUUAUAAAUUAUAUGUACUCCAUGUAAACGAACAUAAUUGGAAAAAUCCUCUUUGCUAUUAAGCUAACGAAGGUGAAAGACAACAAGCCAACGUAACCUUAAUAUUUUGAUAUCUUUUGAACAAAAAGUUUCCUCACAAUCCUUUCAGAAGCCAUUUUUAAUGAGAUAUAAGUCAAAAUUGUGAGAAGAAUUUGCAGUUAGUAAAGUCUGUAUUUAUAAAUGGUAAAGAAAAAUGCAAAACUGUCUGUUCCAAAUGUGCUACCUUUGUGUAUGUUGUAAUAGCGCAUUCCAUCUAAACAUCCUCACUGUCUGUGAUGUAGCAGGCCAAUCCCCAAAACACUCUCCUGGUGUCUCUAUAGCGUGAUGUCUGUUUUGUUGAAAUGACCAGUGAAUGAAACUGCAAUGAUCACUGGUUUAAAUAAGCAAUCAGCCUAUGAAAUUCUGUAUUUCUGAGUAUUUUUAUAGUAAUUUUGUUCUUGUGUGAAUUUUAAUGCUAUCUCUAUCUUAAUCUUAAUAUUUUGAAAUCAUAAAAUAUAAGAAAAUGUAGUAUUCUAUAUUUACUCCUAAUUUCAAAUUCCUGGUCAAAAUUACUGAAUAUCUUGAAUGUAAUUUAUUGCAAUGUUAAAGUACUGUGUAAAUGUGACUAGGAUAUUGUGUUUUUCAAAACUAAGAAAUGUUAUGUGCAAAUAAAUAUUUAUCCUACCUAA